GCGGAUGAUGAUGAUGAUGAUGAUCAUAGCCACCAUCAUUAUUAUUAUCAUAAUCGAUGGUUAGAAAAUCUUUCUUGGUUAUCGAAACAUGGACCUACAACAACAACAUCCAUGAUAUUACCGCCGCCGCCACCACCACCAUCAUCAUCGACGGUGGCGGUAGUAAAAUCGAUGUCAACUGAACAGACAACAUUGGAAUCAAAUAAUUUUUUUCAUUUGUCAAAUAAUAAUGAUGAUGAUGAUGUUGAUCACGCAAAUUAUCAAUCCAAUAGAAAAUGGCCGGAAAUGGUCAAUAAAAAUGACCAUAAACCUAAAUAUGCAUCGAAUGACAUUAAUAAUAAUGGAUCACCAUCAUCAUUACUAUUAUCAUCAACAUUGGAUCAACAUGGUAGUACAAAAGAAGAACAACGAAAAAAUGCCUGUCUUCGUGAACGUACACGAAUGAGAGAUAUGAAUCGUGCAUUCGAUAUGUUACGUGAUCGAUUACCAUAUAUACAACCUAGACAUUUAAAUGGAAAACGUGUAUCAAAAAUUGAAGCCUUAAGAAUGACUAUCAAAUACAUAAAACAAUUACAACAAAUGAUUAAUGAAUAA
Dermatophagoides farinae (American house dust mite) is the source of this 594-nucleotide messenger RNA. RefSeq names its product musculin-like. Gene Ontology annotation, biological process: mesoderm formation; regulation of transcription by RNA polymerase II. The record is from RefSeq and is a predicted model, not a curated record. Gene Ontology annotation, cellular component: nucleus. NCBI's taxonomy places the organism in Eukaryota, Metazoa, Arthropoda, Arachnida, Sarcoptiformes, Pyroglyphidae. Gene Ontology annotation, molecular function: protein dimerization activity; RNA polymerase II cis-regulatory region sequence-specific DNA binding; DNA-binding transcription factor activity, RNA polymerase II-specific.